AAUCUGCCCAAACGCAGUUCUUGUUCAGUAACUUCCUCUGAGGCAAAGCCGAGACUCAAGUGUGCACCUGCUUGGGUGGAACGUGGCUCUGCCGGGGCUGUUUUCACCGAGUUUGGAGCUAACAAUAGUAACGGGAAAGUUUCCAGGGAAACCAGGACCACUUCCAACAUCUCCAUGCCAGGCUGCCUGGGGUCCCCGUCCUUCGGGGAGCCUGAUGCUUCUGCCUGAUUGGCUCCCUCCUGCAGGUGUCGCCCGGCCUGGGCUGGGCCGUCCUCUUCCCGGCCCGGGUCUCACACACGGGUCUCAAAUGCGUUGUACCCUGUGGCAGACCAGCUGGUUCCAGUCUAGAACCAGGUCUUUUGACUCCUCCCAGAAACCAACCAACUUGCGAGCCGGAAAUCCUGCCCCUCCUCAAAGAGUGGGAAACCACAGAGGAAGAGAGAUGAGACAGAAGGAUAGAGAGGAGGAGGGAAGACAACAGGAAACAGGCAGCCAAUAAAAAGGAGCCGCAUUGAUCGGAAGCCUCAAGGGCCCCCUGAGCCAGGUCCCUGUCUGAUGGCGCUUAUGAAAAAAUACCUCCUCCCCAUUCUGGUGCUCUUCUUGGGCUACUACUAUUCUACAAAAGAAGAGUUCAGACCAGAAAUGCUCCAAGGGAAGAAAGUGAUUGUCACGGGGGCCAGCAAAGGGAUCGGGAGAGAAAUGGCAUAUCAUCUGUCAACGAUGGGAGCCCAUGUGGUAUUGACUGCGAGGUCUGAGGAAGGUCUCCAGAAGGUGGUGUCUCGCUGCCUUGAACUUGGAGCAGCCUCUGCUCACUACAUUGCUGGCACCAUGGAAGACAUGACGUUUGCAGAGCAAUUUGUUCUCAAAGCAGGAAAGCUCAUGGGUGGACUGGACAUGCUCAUUCUCAACCACAUCACUUAUGCCCCUAUGACUUUCUACCACAAUGAUAUCCACUCUUUGCGAAAAAUCAUGGAGGUCAACUUCAUCAGCUACGUGGUCCUGAGCGUCGCUGCCUUGCCCAUGCUGAAGCAGAGCAAUGGCAGCAUUGUCGUCAUCUCCUCCACAGCCGGGAAAAUGGCCCAGCCAAUGGUGGCUCCCUACUCUGCAAGCAAGUUUGCUCUGGACGGGUUCUUUUCUACCAUUAGAGAAGAACACUUAUUGACUAAGGUCAACGUGUCCAUCACUCUCUGUGUUCUUGGCCUCAUAAAUACAGAAACAGCCAUGAAGGCAACCUCUGGUGUAUUAACUAUACAAGCUGCUCCCAAGGAGGAAUGCGCCCUGGAGAUCAUCAAAGGCGCAGCUCUGCGGAAAAAUGAGGUGUACUAUGGCACCUGGAGAUGGAGCCCUAUCCUACUUGGUAACCCAGGAAGGAGGAUCCUGGAAUUUUUUUCAAAAAAGAAUUAUAACUUAGAUUUGUAAGCAACUAGGAACUUCUGAGGCCUAGUAGAGGUCUUGGAACAGUUCUACCUGAUAUUUCUGUGAGCCCUACCCAUGAAAGCAUAUUCCCAGAGAUAUACAAAUCGUGGGGUACCCCUCAUCAUGAGAAGAAGUUCCUCUGACACUUGCACAGUGAAACCAUAAUUAUAAUAAAUGUCACGAACCACUCUGGA
Messenger RNA from Peromyscus californicus insignis, 1610 nucleotides. RefSeq names its product hydroxysteroid 11-beta dehydrogenase 1 (gene Hsd11b1). Lineage: Eukaryota; Metazoa; Chordata; Mammalia; Rodentia; Cricetidae. Bases 556 to 1419 code for a protein of 287 amino acids. Gene Ontology annotation, molecular function: 11-beta-hydroxysteroid dehydrogenase (NADP+) activity; steroid binding. The transcript has 7 exons. The record is from RefSeq and is a predicted model, not a curated record. Gene Ontology annotation, biological process: steroid catabolic process. Gene Ontology annotation, cellular component: intracellular membrane-bounded organelle; endoplasmic reticulum membrane.